AGUAAUACUAUGGUUCUCGCCUGGAGUCCGCCUGUGAUCUGCAGACCAGUGCUGCCUGCUCUCUACCCUGCAGGCCAAUGCCCAAGAGUGCUAUGGAGGCCCUUAAUCUCGUUCAACCUGAAGUAACCAAACUGUAUGAUGAUGGAAAUGAACCAAUUGAUUCAGGACUGCUUCUGUUGAGAAUGUAUCUAUUUGUAUAAUGGUACAGAAGUAGAAUACAUACAUUUCCAACCAAUAUACAUGAAUAAAGACUAAUAUUGCAGAAAUGUGAAACUGUUAGGACACACACUCUUUGUUCCAGAUUUAGCAGACACUCUUAUCCAGAGCGACUUAGUGCAUUCAUCUUAAGAUAGCUAGGUGGGACAGCCACAUAUCACAGUCAUAGUAAGUACAUUUUCCCUCAAUAAAGUAGCUAUCAGCAAAGUCAGAGCUAGCAAGAAGGAAAAGAGCGAGUGUUAGUUCACGAAAUGCUAUAUAUUCCUAUGUCGUUUUGUUCUAGGUUCUUUGGCUGUGGUCUUCCAGUUCCAGAGAAACUUAAGGGCUGCAGAAUAUUGGACCUGGGCAGCGGUUCCGGUAGAGACUGCUAUGCCCUCAGUAAAUUGGUUGACGAGACCGGCCAUGUCACAGGCAUUGAAAUGACUGAGGAACUGGUAUGUUUAGCACCUAGAUCUACAUAUUCACAGACCCUACAUCUUCAGUAAUCUAACAAUAAUUCCAUUACAUUGGUGUGUGAUAUUCUGCUUUCUGCUGUGAUCGUGUGUGGCGGAGUUGGUAGAGCAUUGCCCUUGCAAUGCCAGGAUCAUGGAUUUAAUUCACGCUGGGGUCAUCAAUACAAAAAUCUAUGCGUAGAAUCGGCUACUAAAUGCCUUCUUUGUGCUCAGAUUCUAGUGUCCCGUAAAUAUAUCCAGUACCGCCAGGAGAAGAUUGGCUUUGAGAAACCCAAUACCACCUUCCUCCAGGGGUAUAUGGAGAAGCUAACUGCAGCUGGCAUUGAGAAUGACUAUGGAUAUCAUAGUGUAAGUUCAGGAACCAUCAUGUUACUUUGCUAUCAAAACAAUGAGUCAUUCUUUCUCAAAUGUAAUCUUUUGAUCGUUUAUCUGUUUUAGUCUGUUUCACGAUCUGUUGGGAAGGUGAACAAAAAUCCCCCUUUUAUCUACUGUUUCUUCCAGGUCAAACUGUGUCAUCUGUUUAUGCCCUGAUAAGAAAAUGGUUCUACGUGAAGCCUACAAGGUCCUCAAUGUGAGUAGUCCACCACACUGCCUGUUAUCAUUGCAUAACAUGAUUAUUAAAAACAGUAUCCCAGGGCUUUAUAAAAUACAGAUGGCAGUGACUGUGUCUCAUAAAAAGUACCACUCUCUUUCUUUGCCUCUCUCCCUGUGUGAUAUAGGAGGGUGGUGAAUUGUACUUCAGUGACAUGUAUGCCAGCAAUGUUGUUCCUGACCACUUAAAAGAAGAUCCAGUAAUGUGAGGUAAGUGAUCAAGUUGCACCUUCCUAGCAGACAAAGAAUGUUUGAUAAUGCAUAUUAUGCUUCUGUAGAAAAGCCUAUCUCUUAUCAAAAAUAUUUUUCAGAUUCAGUCUCAUUGGUGACAUCUCAAAGUUAAUUUACCCAUAAGUUGUUUCGCUUGACCCGAGUGUGCCGUGCAAAUUGUACAACUGCACUUCACACUGGUGAUGUUUUCUUUUCUGUUGUGUUUUGUGAUAGGUGAGGGAAUGGGCGGUUCCCUCUAUUGGCGAGACCUCAUCUCAUUGGUCCAGGAGGUGGGCUUCAGCACUCCUCACCUCGUCUCAGCCAGUCACAUCGAGGUCUUCAACUGCGAGCUCAAAAAGAAAGCAGGUACAUGCAUCUCCAUGACUGUCUAAGGCUGCUUACUUUAGGAUGGAAAAAGUAUGCAGUUCUUACGCUAACCUAACCUCACUAAUAACACAUUUAUUAAUGUUGUCUAGAAGCAUUUAGUAUAAACAAUGUAUGCCUAGUCAGUCACUUCCAUCUCCAAUGUGUUGCAGGUGAUAUUAGCUAUGCAUCUGGCACUUACCGGCUCUUCAAGUUGCCCAAAAAGCUUGAGAUGUCAAGUGCAAUAGUGACCUACAAGGGGACUGUGCCUGACUACCCGUGUCAGCUGGAGUUUGAUUCCUCCCACUGCUUCAAGGUAUGUUGGUGCAAACACAGCAGGGGUCUCCAAACCUGUUCCUGGAGAACUACCAGGACGGUUUUCGCACCAACCUGAUUCUAAUAAUUAGCUGGUUGAUCAACUGAAUCAGGUUAGUUACAACAGGGGUUGGAGUGAAAACCAUCAGGAGGGUAACUCUCCAGGAGCAGGGUUGGAGAGCCCUGAAACACUGCAUAAUAGGACUACCCUCACCUAAGCAUUUUUCAUAAAGGCAGCAUUGGUUGCUUCUGUUUAUGUAGCAAGGUAAUGUUGUUCCCUUAGUUUAUGAACAAGUGUUUACAAGUGUUUUACUUGUGUAUGCAUAUUGAAACAGUAGUUGAUAUGGACCACUGAUACACACUUUUUAUACAUACAUUUCUGAAAAUGGAUUCCACACUACAUUAGGUCAAUGCACAAAUUGUGUGGGUUGCCUAAUAUGCUAAGUGAAUGUAUAAUCCCUGUGAUGUUUACUUUGUGCUGUGCAGAAAGACGUGGCGCUGCAGGAUGAUGGGGAGAUGGCUGCUAUCCUCCAGUGCUCUCGCUUCUCCCCUGACUUCUGCAUCCAGAAGGUAGGUACCACUUUACAAAGGUAACACCUUACAUUGUUGCUGUUAUAGCUCUAUAAUAGCAAUGUAAUUACAAUAGUAACAACAUGGUACCCAAAAGCAAUCAGGGACUGUUUAUUACUCCGCAAAUACCUCAACUGGCGUUUACUCGUGAUCAUUUGAAUCCUGAACUGUGUCCUCUGCGUUCCCUUUUCAGUAUGGCCACGUCAGCCCAUUCCUGCUGGCCGAUAAGCUGGGCUCCUCGGUGAAGCAAUGCUCCAAAACAGGCAAAGCCGCAGGAGGCUGUGAGGAGACCUAACUAACUACACCUGGAUGACA
Messenger RNA from Coregonus sp. 'balchen', 3032 nucleotides. NCBI's taxonomy places the organism in Eukaryota, Metazoa, Chordata, Actinopteri, Salmoniformes, Salmonidae. The record is from the annotation of a GenBank genome assembly.